Molecule: messenger RNA, 749 nt
Organism: Ostrea edulis (European flat oyster)
Lineage: Eukaryota; Metazoa; Mollusca; Bivalvia; Ostreida; Ostreidae
Product: fibrinogen C domain-containing protein 1-A-like
Exons: 5
Coding region: 1-726 (241 amino acids)
Source: RefSeq, a predicted model, not a curated record
AUGAUAUCCGCACUAUUCGCCUUGCAGCUUUGUGCCUCAGGACUUGGAUUUCUACUGGAGGGUAACCUUGGGCAUCCUGGACAGGGAACAGCUGUUUUCCCUCACGAUUGCCAAGAUAUCUUAUGGGCUGGGUAUUCUGAGAGCAAGGUGUACACUAUUUACCCCCAGGGAAGUGGAAGGCUUGAAGUGUUCUGUGAUCAACAUACAGAUGGCGGUGGAUGGACGGUUUUCCAGAGAAGAAAUGAUGGCACCAUUGAUUUCUUUCGCAAUUGGAUUGAUUACAAAUAUGGGUUUGGUAACAUAUCGGAUGAGUUUUGGCUAGGAAACCACCGAAUUUACGAAAUCGUGAAACAGGGAUUCUACGAACUUCGCAUUGAUAUGGGAGAUUUUAACAGCGUCAGAAAGUACGCCUUGUACAAACGAUUUUCAAUUGGUGACGAGCAUAGUAGUUAUGUUCUGACGGCAGAAGACUAUGACGGAAACGCAGGGGAUUCUCUCGCUGAGCACAGUGGUCAUCAGUUCUAUACAAAAGAACAUGAUACUAGUGGUAAUUGUGCUGCUACUUACAAGGGGGCGUGGUGGUAUACCGCUUGUCACUCAUCGAAUUUGAAUGGGCUGUACCUGAACGGUGUGCACUCUUCGUAUGCCGAUGGAAUCAACUGGGAAACCUGGCAUGGGUGUUAUUACUCAUUGAAGUUUACAGAAAUGAAAAUCAGAAGACUUUAGAAAUAAAUAUCACAUGUACAUUA